AUGCCGUGUUCACUCGUCGCCAUCCUUGAUCUCAAGGGCAAGGUACGUUCACAUCGUCCAAGCCAAUCCGAUCGACGCGCAUUCAACUUGCUCACCUACGCUCCUCUCCACACAGUCCCUGAUCCAACGGUCCUACCGCGACGACAUCCCCUCGUCGACGAUCGAGCGCUUCCUGCCGCUCGUGCUCGAACAGGAAGAGGAAGGCGCCUACGUCACGCCCUGUUUCUCCAAUAGCGGCAUCAACUACCUUCACAUUCGGCACAACAACCUUUAUCGUCAGUCCGAGAGUACAGGCAGAUGGGCAUGGGUCGGGAACGCGCUCAAAGGGGGAGGGAGAUGAGCUGACACUGACACGCGGCCCUUGGAUCAACACCAUGUCUUGGCCUUCGCGUCAUCUUGCUCUUUGCAAUCACACGACGUAUCGCAACAGUCGUCGCAUUGACAAAGAGGAAUUCGAAUGCAGCAGAGAUCCUCACCUUCCUGCACAAACUCGUCGCGGUGAGUGUUUCACCCUCCUCGCGUCACGACAAUCGGCACAGCCCAAUCCCGGCUUUCUGACUCACGCAUGACUCGUCCCAUGCUCAUCCCUAUACAGGUCCUGACGGAAUAUUUCAAAGAGUUGGAGGAAGAGUCGAUUCGGGACAACUUUGUCAUCAUCGUCAGUUGGGCGGCUCCUCCAUCUGCCUCGGCGCGGCGCGAGGCUGUCCAAGGCUGACGGGUUAUGCUUCUGCUUGCCACUGACAGUACGAACUGCUGGACGAGAUGAUGGACUUUGGAUACCCGCAAACAACCGAGAGCAAGAUCUUGCAAGAGUGCGCCGCAUGGUGCACGCUGCCAUCAGGCCUGAGCAGAGCCAAGAAGCUGACAAUCCCUCAUCGGCUUGGCAUCCUCCCUUUAGGUACAUCACGCAGGAAUCGCACAAGCUGGAAGUUCAAGUACGACCACCGAUGGCGGUGACCAAUGCCGUGUCGUGGCGAUCUGAAGGCAUACGGUAUCGCAAGAACGAGGUCUUUUUGGACGUGGUUGAAUCCGUCAACUUGCUGGUGCGUUCUUCAAGGCGUGCGCUGAGGAUCCGAUGCGUUUGGGCACUGACAUCGUGUGCUCUUGUCACUCGCAGGUCAACACCAACGGCAACGUCGUGCGAAGUGAGAUAUUGGGCGCGGUCAAGAUGAAGUGCUACCUGUCGGGUAUGCCCGAGCUGCGACUGGGUCUGAACGACAAGGUCAUGUUCGAGAACACGGGGCGGACAUCACGCGGCAAGGCGAUCGAAAUGGAGGACGUCAAGUUCCACCAAUGCGUGCGCCUGUCACGGUUUGAGAACGACCGCACCAUCUCCUUCAUCCCACCUGACGGCGAGUUCGAGCUCAUGUCGUACCGCCUCAACACCCAAGUCAAACCAUUGAUCUGGGCCGAGGCGUUGAUCGAACACCACUCGGGUUCGAGGAUCGAAUACGUCGUCAAAGUCAAGGCGCAGUUCAAGCGGAGAUCGACGGCCAACAACGUCGAGAUCUACAUCCCCGUUCCGGACGAUGCCGAUUCGCCCAAGUUCCGCGCCGCGAUCGGGACCGUGCAUUACGUGCCGGAGAAGAGCGCGUUCGUGUGGAAGAUCAAGCAGUUGGCCGGGGGAAAGGAUUACCUCAUGAGGGCGCACUUUGGGUUGCCUUCGGUCAAGGGGGAGGAGAUUGAUAAGCGCGCACCGAUCUCGGUCAAGUUUGAGAUCCCUUACUUUACCGUAUCUGGUCAGUGCCCGCUGCUCGCUUGAAUAGUGUAUUACCUAUGACUGACGAGUCGUGGUGUGGCUUCGCAGGUAUUCAAGUGCGCUACCUCAAAGUGGUGGAAAAGUCAGGCUACCAGGCCUUGCCUUGGGUUCGGUGAGCAGACCCCGUUUAGUACUAGCUAGUGUCUCGGUCUAGACCGGACUGCUGACCCUUACGAGCCCUGUGUCGCACUAUCUCAACAGUUAUAUCACGCAACACGGCGACGACUACUCUUUACGAACAAACCAACUCGCGAGCAAAGCUGCGAACCCGAACGCUUUUUGA
Messenger RNA from Microbotryum saponariae, 2042 nucleotides. NCBI's taxonomy places the organism in Eukaryota, Fungi, Basidiomycota, Microbotryomycetes, Microbotryales, Microbotryaceae. The record is from the annotation of a GenBank genome assembly.